Molecule: messenger RNA, 2286 nt
Organism: Morchella importuna
Lineage: Eukaryota; Fungi; Ascomycota; Pezizomycetes; Pezizales; Morchellaceae
Exons: 4
Coding region: 1-2286 (761 amino acids)
Source: RefSeq, a predicted model, not a curated record
AUGCCGAGAGGGGGACCCGUGUGUCUAAAAUGUCUUGCCCGGCGACUCCCGUUCGGCGGCACGGGGGACACGCUCAAUCAGCGCUCAACCACCGUUGAUCAGGUACCGUUUUCGGCGCAUCGAAAUGAUCUAUGGGAACGAGCAUGUCUAAGCUUCUUUUUGCGGGUUCCUGAGCGACCUUCAAAGCUCCCAACGAACAGUCCUUCGGGGAGGGAAUAUAUAAUGCGUUACUCUAUGGUAUUGGCAGCUAUUGUCUGCGCAACAACUUUCGUUUCCGCCGCGCCCUUGCCCCACGCCCCCGACGUCGCUCUCCCUUGUAUUGAUGACUGUGUCAAGAACCUCGUGGGAAACAACGUCGAGAACAACACCGAGGGCCUCCAAGAUCUUCCAAGCGGAUCUGAUGUUCCUAGCGGUGGGGCUCCUGCCGUCCCCAACGGCGGUCUCCCGUCGGCACCAACUGCUCCGGGUUUCCCUCACCCAGAUGGCGGGAUGCCUUCUCUCCCAGGAUCCCCUGUAGCACCCGGUUCACCCGAGUCUGUGAACACUCCUCAUGCGCCUAACGUCCCGGGUAGUCCCCACAAUGGCCUUCCAUCAGCACCAACUGCUCCAGGUCUCCCCCACCCUGAAGGUGGCCUCCCAACCGGCGGUCUCCCAACCGGCGGUCUCCCAACCGGCGGUCUCCCAACCGGCGGUCUCCCAACCGGCGGUGUCCCAACCGGCGGUGUCCCAACCGGCGGUGUCCCAACCGGCGGUGUCCCAACCGGCGGUGACAGUGGUGCUCCUUCGGCCCCAGGCCUGGAUGGCAUGCCUGGCCAGUCCAACGAGUCCAAUGGCAUUAACGUUGUACAGAUCAACACUGCCGGUGAACUUGUUUCCGCCCCUACCGAUGGUCUCUCCGGACUUCCAAUUGGCGGUGCCCCCGGACUCCCAUCCGGCGGUGAUUCCGAUGAGGGUCACGACGGCCCCGUCACCACCCCCGGCGACGACGAGGGCGAUGACAGUGACCACGAGGGUGACGAGAGCGAUCACGAGGGUGACGAGAGCGAUCACGAGGGUGACGACAGUGAUCACGAGGGUGAAGACAGUGAUCACGAGGGUGACGAUGAGGGUGACGAUGAGGGCGACGAUGAGGGUGUUACCAUCCCUGGUAACAACAGCGAGGACGGUGACGAGCCUUCCGGCCAUGGAGCUCCCUCAGUUCCUGGAGCUCCCUCGGUUCCUGGAGCUCCCUCAGCUCCCGGAGCUCCCUCAGUUCCCGGAGCUCCCUCAGCUCCCGGAGCUCCCUCAGUUCCCGGAGCUCCCUCAGCUCCCUCAGCUCCCUCAGCUCCCUCAGCUCCCUCAGCUCCCUCAGCUCCCUCAGCUCCCUCAGCUCCCUCAGCUCCCUCAGCUCCCUCAGUUCCCUCAGCUCCCUCAGCUGGUUCUCCCCCAGGCCCAGCCGGCCCUGUGGAUGGCGGAGACUCCCCGUCUCAUCCCGGUGCUCCCUCAGUCCCAUAUACUCCAUCCACUGAUGCUAAUCCAGCCCCAUCCACCCCUGAGCACCCUGUAACUGGUGGAAACACACCAUCUAUGCCUGAAGGCGGUGAUGUCACUCACCCAGAUUUCGGCCAGACCAACGAAAGUGAUGGCGUCAACGUUAUCCAGUUCAACAACGCUGGUGGGCUCGUCGAUAUCCCAGGUGCUCCUUCUGCUGGUGGCCUCUCAUCUGGCGGUGAUCACCCAUCCGGUGAUGACCACCCAUCUGGUGAUGACCACCCAUCUGGUGAUGACCACCCAUCCGGUGGUGCUCCUUCGGUCCCUGGUGCUCCUUCGGUCCCUGGUGCUCCUUCGGCCCCUGGUGCUCCUUCGGUCCCUGGUGCUCCUUCGGCCCCUGGUGCUCCUUCGGUCCCUGGUGCUCCUUCGGCCCCUGGUGCUCCCUCGGCCCCUGGUGCCUCCGACCCAACUUCAGGGCUCCCCCACAUUGAGAACCCUGUUCCCUGUGUUGGCGAGUGCGUCGGAAAGGCCAUUGACGGCGCUCACACUCCUGCCGCCGAUGCCAUUCCUGACAAGGAGCUCUCCGUUGCCGACUGCAGAGACAACAAAGUUGUUUCCGUUAAGAAGGAGGGUCACGAGGUUGAGGGUGAGGUUGUAGGAUACGAGGUUGAGGGUGAGGGCAAGCACGAGCACGUCGAUGCCGAGGGUGCCGCUAAGGAUGCUAAGAAGGCUGCCACUGGUGACAUCCACGAGGAUAAGGAGGUUGAUGCUGGUACCGCUGAGGCUGAGUUCGAGAACCACAACAACGAUGACUAG